AUGGCCUCACCAAACGAAUUUCUCGCCGAGGAGGUUCUUGUUGAGAAGAAAGUGAUCACAUAUCGCUACCUAAGCAGAGCUCUGAAGAUUCACGUCAAUGUUGCAAAGAAAGCACUCUUUGACUUCCACGCAGCACAGAACGCCAAAAAGGCUGGUUCCUUGCAUGCGACCUACCUGCUCUAUGGUGCAAAGUCUUUAGCCGAUGCAAGCCAUGCACGGAACGGUGGCCUUGGUGAAGAAGACAUUGACAUGGAGGACGACCUGCCGGACUACCUGCAGUCUGAGGCGGUCCCUACGAGCGUGAUAACUCUCGUGGCCGAGGAGAACCUGGAGAGUGCACUUUCACAAUACGAGUCGCUUCGCUCCAUUCAUGUGUACAGUUUGUCGCCUCAGCCGAUGAGUGAUCUUCAACUGCUCGCAGAUACUACCCGCCAGCUUCGUGAACUUCGCGGGGCUGCGGCGCCAGAAGACUCUCCCAAGACGUUUGGUACAAUCCCCAACUCCCACGUGAGGCGCCGCCAGCGUAAAGGCCAAGCACCCAUUGCGGCUGCUGCUGCUGCAUCUUCUGCGUCUACGCCCGCGGCCACACCAACUUCCGUAUUUUCAAAGGCGUCCAAGACCGAAAAUGCGCCCGGGCCCAACUCCAUCUGGAACAAGGUGAACGCCGCAAAGGACGAUACGAAGCCGGACGCUGCGGCCUCCAAAUCCGCAGCAGACAGCGCCACGCCCGAACCCAAAGAUGCGAAGAAGCCCAUUGCCGCCGCGUCGUCGUCCGCGGCCGCUCCACCGGCUCUAAAGAGAGCGGGUUCGUCAGGUGGGCCUGGAGGCAUCAUGCAAGCGUUUGCCAAGGGUGCCAGUGCCGCCAAGCCGAAGAAAAAGGAGACCGCGCCCGUCGUCAAGAAGCCUGCUGAGGAAGACGCGUCGAUGGCCAUGUCUGACGACGGUGGUGAUGACGGCGACGACGAAGACAUCAUUCCCAAGGCACAACAAGUUGUGGGUGGAAAAUCCCGCCAGGAGCGGCAGGAAGAGCUGCGCAAGAUGAUGGAGGAUGACGACGAUGACGAUGGUGACGAUGCUGAAGACGAGAAGGACGAAGACGAGCGGGAGGACACGCCCAUGGAAGACGUGGAGGAGGACAAGCCCACCGAGGCGGCAGAGGCCCCCAAAGACGACGGCCCUAGCGAGGUCGUCAUCGCCAGCGCGGGCGACGGACGUCGGCGCGGCAAGCGGCGCGUGGUGCGUAAGAAGAUGAUUGAAGAUAAGGACGGCUACUUGGUCACUAUCCAAGAGCCCGGCUGGGAGUCGUUCUCUGAAGACGAGGCACCCGCCAAGGCGGCACCAGUCUCUUCCACUCCCUCUUCGUCUGCACCAAAAGCAAAGAAACCGGCACCGAAGACCGGCCAGGGCAGCAUCAUGUCGUUCUUUGGAAAGAAGGCGGCCGCCACAUCACGAUCCGCUCUUUGUUGUGCGUCGGGGGAGCCCAGCGACACAGACGGACAUUUUGCCGCUGCCGACAACAUCGAUGGAUACUUCCUCGCUCUUCUCUACCUUUUCGCUCCCCUUUCCUUCAUUCUCCCGACACCGUUUCUCGGCACCUCCUCUCGCUCUUUUUCUCUAACAUUCAAAGGCUCCUUGAUCGGCGGCCGUCUUCAAUUCGAUCCUCGCCAUGGCGUCUCGAUUCCUGGCUUCGAUCGCACUGGCGCUGCUCGUGCAACAGUCGUCCGGCCAAAUCGACCAGUCGGUCCUCGAACUCAAUGCAUGCCCCGACUACGUCCUCUACUCGACCUACCCACACUAACCGUCGUUUUCUUCAGCCGACCACUCACCAAGGGUCCCCUCGCCCUGCCAUUCCAACGACCACACAAGAACUGCCGGACCUUCCACUCGAACGCCAUCGAGUCCGUCAUUAGCGAUGUGACUUCGCGCAUGAAGGACGUCGACAUGGCCCGUCUCUUUGAAAACACCUUCCCCUCGACCACAGACACCACAGUCAAGUUCCACACCAACGGCACCGACGGCAAGGUCUCCGAAGCGGUGCGGGCCAAGAUCAAGGCAGCGUCGGGGGGCGCAUACGACGAUGGCAAGUGGGAGGGCGCCCAGUCCUUUGUCAUCACCGGUGACAUUAUUGCCGAGUGGCUGCGCGACUCCACCAACCAGUUGUCGCCGUACCAGCCCCUGGCCAAGACCGACCCUGCUGUGUACAACCUCAUCCUCGGUGCCAUCAACACGCAGUCUGAAUAUGUGAUUGAGAGCCCAUACUGCAACGCCUUCCAGCCGCCGCCUAUUUCUGGUCUGCGGCCCAGCCACAACGGCCAGGACGACAAGGUGCACCCGGCCUUUGAGCCGUCGUUCGUCUUUGAGUGCAAGUACGAGCUCGACAGCCUGGCGCACUUUCUGGCCCUGGGCAACGAUUUUCACGACCACACGGGCUCCACCGACUACCUGAACCGGCGCUGGUACCGGGCCCUGGCCACUGUGCUGCGUGUGCUCGACCAGCAGUCUCUGUCGACGUUUGAUCCGGUGACGAACCACUAUCGGCGCAACGAGUACACCUUCCAGCGCCAGACAGACACUGGCACGGAGACCCUGAACCUGGCCGGCAUUGGCAACCCGCUCAACAACGGCACGGGUCUGAUCCGCUCGGCUUUCCGACCCAGCGACGAUUCUACGAUCCUAGGCUUCUUUGUCCCGGCCAACGCCAUGAUGGCCGUCGAGCUAAAGCGCACAGCGGCUGUGCUGGCGAAAAUUAAGGGCAAGGAGGCACUUGCCAAGGCAGUCGCUUCGUGGAGCCAGGAAAUCACCAACGGCGUGUGGGAACAUGGCGUCGUGAAGCACCGCGAGUUCGGAGACGUUUUUGCGUACGAGGUCGACGGCUACGGUUCGCACAUCAUGAUGGAUGAUGCCAACUACCCGUCUCUUCUGGCACUGCCGCUGAUGGGCUUUCUUCCGGCGUCUGACCCGACGUACCAGAACACGCGGCGCAUGCUGCUGAGCAAGCAGUCGAACCCGUACUACCUCAAGGGCCGCGACUUCAAGGGCAUUGGCGGCCCGCACAUUGGACUGCAGAAUGCCUGGCCCAUGAGUCUGUUGAUCCAGGCACAGACAUCCGAUGACGAUGCUGAGAUCCAGGAGUGUCUCAACAUGGUCCUCAAGUCGGCCCCGUUGGGUCUGAUUCACGAGAGCGUGGACGUCAACUACAUCACCUCCUACACACGGAGUUGGUUUGCAUGGGCCAACGGCGUGUUUGCCGAGACCAUCCUGGACUUGGCCAAGCGGAAGCCGCACCUCAUUUUCAAGGCGCCGGCCGAGGCAUACGAGAUAUAA
Messenger RNA from Sporothrix schenckii 1099-18, 3324 nucleotides. RefSeq lists its product as uncharacterized. Gene Ontology annotation, cellular component: delta DNA polymerase complex; nucleus. Bases 1 to 3324 code for a protein of 1107 amino acids. The transcript has 10 exons. Gene Ontology annotation, biological process: carbohydrate metabolic process; DNA replication. The record is from RefSeq and is a predicted model, not a curated record. NCBI's taxonomy places the organism in Eukaryota, Fungi, Ascomycota, Sordariomycetes, Ophiostomatales, Ophiostomataceae.